Molecule: messenger RNA, 445 nt
Organism: Teleopsis dalmanni
Lineage: Eukaryota; Metazoa; Arthropoda; Insecta; Diptera; Diopsidae
Exons: 4
Coding region: 122-445 (107 amino acids)
Source: RefSeq, a predicted model, not a curated record
UUAUUGUUUGUAAGAAGAAGUGAAGCAGAAAAUUUGAAAUUUUCUAGUGUAAAAGUAUCUUUAAAGCUAAUAAAAUUAUAUUAAACCCUUCUUCAGUUAAUAUCGAAGCGAAUUUAGAAUUAUGUAUAAAGUGCUUUUUUUGGGUUACCUGUUGUGUAUCGGACUUAUUGUUCUGCAAGCGGAGGAUCCUCUUUGUUUUCAUUUCUCUUGGAUCAAAGAGGUAAGGAAUAAAUCUAUAACCUGCUCAACUACUCCAAUAUAUGAUAUGUAUUGCGAUGGCCCAUUAAUAGUGACAGACAAUGGUAAACCACCAAAUACAAAAAAAUUGUGGGAAUCUUAUAAAAAUAAUCCUGGAGAAAUUACAUGUCCCAUGGAGCGUGGUAUGGUUUGUGUUAAGAGCAUAUUGUCUGAAAAUAAGAAAGGUUUUCAAAUAAAAAAAUGGUAA